AUGACAACACCUUUCAACUUACCUUCUCUUGAUUCCAUUAAUUUCUCUGCUAUCCAACAUCAACUGAACCAACAACAAGACGUCGUAACCGCAGCAACAGCAUCGUCUGUUGCAACAACACCAACAGCCUCUCCUCCUCAACAACUCAAUCAAGAAUCCCAACAA
Molecule: messenger RNA, 165 nt
Organism: Paraglomus occultum
Lineage: Eukaryota; Fungi; Glomeromycota; Glomeromycetes; Paraglomerales; Paraglomeraceae
Source: the annotation of a GenBank genome assembly